Lathyrus sativus (Indian pea) is the source of this 3612-nucleotide messenger RNA. NCBI's taxonomy places the organism in Eukaryota, Viridiplantae, Streptophyta, Magnoliopsida, Fabales, Fabaceae. The record is from the annotation of a GenBank genome assembly.
AUGUCGUCGUGGCAGAUUUUCUCCGACGCCGAUCAUAAUUUCCGGUGGCAAAUCAACUCAGACACUUCAAAUGUUACCACACCUUCACCCCCUUCCAAUCCUAUUCUCACACCUCCCCUUCCCUCUAUGUACAAUCUUCUCCUUCAUGCUUCCACGUCACACCUUUUUCAACCUCAAGAUGAAGAACAUGCUAUAGAUGAUAGUUUUGGAUUCUCGAAUUCUCUUUUCAAGACGGCCUCAGGAAGAAAAGUUACUAUUUCUUCUAACAGUCUUGUUAGAGCAAAGACGUUACUGGAUUCAGGAUUCCAAGAAGAAGCUGUUGGUACUGAUAUUAAAACCCCUCAGAAUGCUAAGAGAUUUUGUGUUUUUGAUAAAGAAUCACCCUCAACUGUUCUGGGUUUCGCGUCGUUUCAGAGUCCUUUAGUUAGUAGGUUGAGGAAUGGUUUUGAAAAUAAAAUUGUGGAACCAGAUAGUGGUAGUGGUGGUAAGAAAGCUCCAAUUGAAUUCCACACCGUCAGUAGUGAUAUUCAAAUCCCUCAGAAUGGUAAAAAUGAUCAUGCUUUUGAUGAAGAACCGCCUCAUUUACAACUCGUGGAUAGUACUAAAAGGACAAGUUCUGUGUCGUUUCAAAGUCCUUUAGUCAGUAGAUUAAAUAAUGGGUUUGAGAAUGAAAUUGUGCAACCAGGUAGUGGUGCUAAGCAAGCUCCGACCAAAUUCCAAACUGUUGUUCGUAGUAUUCAAACCCCUCAGAAUGCUAUAAAAUUAUAUGCUUUUGAUGAAGAAUCACCUCAUUUACAACUUGUGAAUAGUUGUAAAAAGACAAGUUCAGCGUCGUUUCAAAGUCCUUUAGUUAGUAGAUUAAAGAAUGGUUUCGAGAAUAAAACAGUGCAGCCAGAUAGUGGUACUGGGGGUGGGGUAGCUAAGCCAGCUCCGAUUAAAUUCCAAACUGCAGGUGGAAGGUCAUUAUCCAUUUCCAGUGAUGCGCUGAAACGUGCUAGGAGCCUUCUCGGUGACCCUGAUUUGGGAGAUUUCUUUGAUGGAGGGGAUUCACUUUUAUCAUUUCCAGAUAAGAGUAAGACCAACACAACCAUUUCCUAUGUUGAAAAUAAUGAGAGUAAUAAUACUCAUACUCCUCCGGUCCAUCAAAUAACACCAGAAGGCAAUCACAAUCACAUGGCGAAAAGUUUCACAUCCCCUUUGCAGCCUUCUAAGCAAAUGGAAUUUUCAAAUAAGCUUUGCCAUGAAGGUAAUGGGAACAACUUAAUCAUGAAAUUUGAUGACGCUGUAAAAGAAAAUGACUGUGUCCGAAAAAGUAGCAACACUCCGGGACAGAAACCCUUGCAUAUCAGGAAUGAGGUGGUUGGCACGACAAUAAAAAGUUCUUCAGUAAAUGGUUUGUCCUCACGGAUGGAUCCACGUGGAAAACCAUUGGGUAGGGCAUUAGUUGAUAUUUCCAACACCAUUAACACAGUUAAUACAAAUAAUAAACAGCCUGCUAGUGGGAAAAGGAGAUUAGGAUUAAAUAUAACUGUUUCUCCCUUCAAAAAGCCUCGCAUUUCCAAUGUCUCUGCCUCUGGUGACCAGGAUGUUCAAUUUUUUCCUAAUGAUUUGUCUCAAUUAUCAUCUGGUGCUUCUGGAUGCAAAAGAAAGGUUUCUACCCGAUAUCCAUUUCAGUAUCCAAGGAUGCACAUCAAGGAAUUUUUUGCAGUUCCUCUCCUAGAGCAAAAAGUGCAUUUUCCCAACCCAGUCAAACAGGUGACAUCGGGUAAUGCAGGAAAGUACAUAUUCCGUGAUGGAUCUGUUGAUAAUGUUAUGGGAGCAGAAGCUUUCGUCCAUCUAUUGGCACAGCACGGUGCUUCCCUUCAUUUUGCUUCAAAAGAGUGGGUCUUAAAUCAUUACAAGUGGAUUGUUUGGAAACUGGCAUGCUAUGAGAGAUGCUAUCCAUCUAGAUGUGCUGGAAAAUUUCUGACUGUAUCGAAUGUGCUCGAGGAACUGAAGUACAGAUAUGAGAAAGAAGUGAAUCAUGGCCACCGGUCUACCAUCAAGAAAAUUUUUGAAGGGGACGGAUUGCCUACUUCAAUGAUGAUUCUCUGCAUAUCUAGCAUUGACUCUGAUCACAUGCUUGAAAGUGGGACAUUAGUUGAGGAGCAAACCGGGAAUCAGAGUAGGGAGGCAGUAAAAGUUGAACUAACUGAUGGAUGGUAUUCUAUAAAUGCCGUUUUAGAUGUUCCAUUGUCAAAGCAAGUUGCUGCUGGAAGAUUGUUUGUAGGACAGAAGCUUCGGAUAUGGGGAGCAGGAUUAUGUGGCUGGAACGGGCCAAUUUCACCUCUCGAGGUGUCAUCGACAGUUAGUUUAUUUCUUCACAUAAACGGAACAUAUAGAGCUCAUUGGGCAGAGCGGUUAGGAUUUUGUAAAGUUGCCGGUCCACCUUUGGCUUUCAAAUGCAUAAAAAGCGACGGUGGUUUAAUACCUCAAACUUUGGCAGGAAUUACACGCAUUUAUCCCAUUCUUUACAAAGAAAGGUUAAGCAGUGGACAAUCUGUUGUUAUAUCAGAGAGGAUGGAAAAUAAAAUUAUGGAGCUGCACAAUCAAAGACGGUCGGAUGUUGUAGAUAAUAUUGUUUCGGAAUAUCAGAAGGAAGGAAGUAGCUCGCAUAUUUAUGAUAACGGAAAUAGUGAAGGGGCUAAGAUUUAUAAGAUGCUGGAGACAGCCGCAGAACCCGAAUUCCUAAUGGCAGAUAUGACUCCGGGGCAACUUAGUUCUUUUGCUGCUUAUAACGCCAAGUUAAAUGCAAUCAAACAAUCACAAAUGGAAAGUGCAAUUAACAAAGCUUUGAAAGAUACUGGCUUGGGAAACAGAGCAGUAACACCAUUUAUGAGGUUGCGGGUAGUUGGCUUAACUUGUAAAACUAGGCAAGAGAAGCCUAAAGAAGGAAUAGUAACUAUCUGGAACCCAACACAGAAGCAGCGUCAGGAGCUUGUUGAGGGAGAAGCAUAUGCAAUCGCAGGACUCAUACCAUCAGGCUGUGAUUCAGAUGUUCUUCACUUGCAGACUAGAGGAUCUUCUACCAAGUGGUUGCCAUUAUCUUCUAAAUCAAAGGAACAGUUUAAGCCAUUUUUCAGCAGUCGAAAAUCAAUCACACUGUCAAGUUUGAGUGAAGUCCCCGUUUCCACUGAGUUUGAUGUUGUUGCAUUUGUUGUGCAUGUGGGAGACGUUUAUACAUCAAGCCAGCAAAAGAAGCAAUGGGUUUUUGUGACUGAUGAAUCCAUCAUGUAUGGUUUACAGUCAGAAGAGUUAAUGGACACAUUGCUUGCCAUAUGCUUCUGCUCCCCAUUGAUUGAACAUGAUUCUUUUCCACCAAUCAACUAUAACCUGGCUGGAUCUACUGUUGGUUUCUGUAAUCUUAUAAAAAAAGAGAAGGACAAUUCAAAUCAUAUCUGGGUUGCUGAUGCUAAUGAAACCUCAACCUAUUAUUUGAAAUUUGAUUCCUCACACUGUUCUCACCUCAGAAAUGCUGCCAGCUCCGUCAGAAGAUGGGCUAGCGAAUCUAGCUUGAUAAUGGAUAAACUCAAGGAAAAGGUGUUCGGUAUAAUUGGUGAAUGUAAAGCCUAG